Mobula hypostoma (lesser devil ray) is the source of this 909-nucleotide messenger RNA. Its product is annotated as catenin delta-1-like. Gene Ontology annotation, cellular component: adherens junction; plasma membrane; cytoplasm. The record is from RefSeq and is a predicted model, not a curated record. Bases 7 to 519 code for a protein of 170 amino acids. Gene Ontology annotation, biological process: cell-cell adhesion; cell-cell junction assembly. NCBI's taxonomy places the organism in Eukaryota, Metazoa, Chordata, Chondrichthyes, Myliobatiformes, Myliobatidae. The transcript has 6 exons. Gene Ontology annotation, molecular function: cadherin binding.
CACGCCAUGCCCGACCUCAUCCACAACCUGCCUCCGGCCUCGCAGGGGGACCCGGGCCGAGAUCUGUCCGAAGACGCGGUGGUCUCCAUCCUGCAGACCAUCAACGAGCUGCUGGUGGACAACGUGGAGGCCGCCCGCAGGCUGGUGGAGAACCAGGGGGUGGAGAGACUGGUCGGCAUCAACCGGACGGGGACUCGGUCGGAGCGGGAGGUGAAGGCGGCCAGUGCAGUUCUGCAGACCCUCUGGAGCCACCGGGAGCUUCGGAAACCACUGGAGAAGGACGGCUGGAAGAAGGCGGACUUCCAGCCUGUGGUCACGUCCCGGGCGCCUACCGAAAGUGCCUUCGAUGACAGCACGCUGCCUCUCAUCACCAAAUCGCAGGGCGGAGGUGACAAACGAGAGAUGAUUCCACUGGACAACUUGGGACCAGACUCGUACUCGAUGAUCGACCGCAGGGACCAGGACCAACUGCGGGACGGCCUGUUGGACAUGUCGGAGCAGGAGCCUCUCAAAGAGUAAGUGCCUCGUCGGCGAGUCUGGACCAGACGUGAGAAGACACCGCGCGUGGGGCCGCGUCCCGGUGUGACCCUCUGGUGGCCCCUGCCCACCGCAACUUAACCGUUUAAUAUGUACAAAUACCGGAAUAUAUAUAUAUGGAGAGAGAGGGGGGGUGGGGGGAGAUGGAGGGGGGGUGGGGGGCGGAGAGAGGGUGAGUACCCCACCCCACUCCUCGUCGCCAUCUCCCCUCGCUGUCCAGCGUGACCCCUGACCUCUGGUCGCUCCCCUCACCCCCCAACCGAAUCCCGCCUCCACUCCCCGCUCCCCGCGCUUCAUCCCUCCCCCUGUGUCUCCUCCCCCCACCCCACCCACCGUCCCUCCUCGCUGGUGGGGGGGGUGGACGAGCGAGCU